AAAAAGGGAGAUUUACUGGUUUAAUAAAAAUGGAAGAUGAAUUUUCUGAUGCCGAAUGUGGAACGUUUCCGGCUGCUGAUGUUAAUGCCGAGCUGAAUCCCGGUCAUGACAAGGACUUCAAGGAGGUUUGCUUGUCAAGUGAGAUCAGUACUUCUCGAGAUAUCAAGCAAAACUGGCAUCAAUUCUUGCUAACUCCGACUGAUUUAUUACAAACUUGGAAAUUAAGGGAGGAGCUGAGCCACCACAAAAGAAAGAGGGAAGGAAGAACUCCAUGCAGACGCUGAAAACAGCCGUGUUAAUUUCGGCUGCGGUGGUGGCGGUGGCUGGAGUAGUCAUUGUCAUAACCAAGAAACUUAAAGAGAAAUGAAC
Messenger RNA from Hibiscus syriacus, 369 nucleotides. RefSeq lists its product as uncharacterized. NCBI's taxonomy places the organism in Eukaryota, Viridiplantae, Streptophyta, Magnoliopsida, Malvales, Malvaceae. The record is from RefSeq and is a predicted model, not a curated record. Bases 30 to 284 code for a protein of 84 amino acids. The transcript is spliced from 2 exons.